AUGGCCACUGCCAUGGUCGCCUCUGAAUCUUCUCUCAGCAGUCGUGUUUCCCUGAUUUCCCUCGACCCGGCGGUCGCUAGUCACAUCACCGGCACUACGAGGACCACCACGGUUCCCUCGGCGUCGCAGUAUGGAUCGAGUCCGAGAAAAAGUAUGAAGACGCCCGACACCGAAGUUUCCCGCAGCCACAAUAGAAAUAAUUCUGCUCCCAGUGUUUCGGACAAGAAGGGAUCGACGUCGCUCAGGCGCGUCAAGGAUAGUACAGAGGUCUUGAGGCAGCGCUCGACAAAAUCAUCCAAAAAGCCAAAACAGUCGCUGGAGACGGUCCCCGACAACGUCCACGGUCGCAACUUCACUGUUGGCAAUGUGGGAACCGGUGGGAUCCUUUACUUGACGCCCUCAACGCAUCAGAGAGGCAAUGCGUCUCCACACUCUAUUGCCUCACCUGCGCAUGUGUCGUCGGCAUCACCACCUGUCCUGAGUAAUGGCGAACAGUGGCCUCCAGCGAAUGAAAAGGUGCCAACCACCCGGUCCGUGUCCUCUUCUCAGUCUCAACAAACGGCCUCUUCGAAACGGUCUGUUAGACCUUCACCAAGGCCUAAGGUCUUCCCUAGUCACGGCCGGUCGCAAUCCUUCUCUACCAUUGAAGACCAUCGUCAAUCUUUGCUGGUUCCACAGUCGCGGACGCUGAGGAUUGUUAUCAAUCGCCCCGAGACCGCGAGACCAAAGACAGCCCAAGAGUCCACCGAAGAACCGGCUCUAGAUUUCCAUCAUACCCUAGAAGUUCCUAUUCCACACUAUCGUAUCGGUACUUUUCGCCUCAGUUCCAAUGGAACCCCAGUGCUGCGGGGAUCUUCAUUCACAAGGGCGUCUCUUACACCCUCGGAUGUCACCCCUACUCAAGCAAUUAUGCAGGCAGAGGGCCUUUUUGCGAAACCCCCGCCUGCCAGCCUCAAAGCUUUCGCAAAACUCGAAGCAACGGAGACAAGUGUCGAGGAAGCAGCACCCGCCACACCUGUUAUGCCACCGCUCUCCAAGGCUACAUCCACAACGACUUCCAGCUUGUCUAGCAUCGUCCAGCCCCAAGUAUUUGACCACCUGACCCAGAUGUACGAUGACCCUUCAGUUGUCCGGUAUUGCCAGAACGUGAGGGAAAUCACCGCGGCCACUCCUGCUCGGAUCAUUGCUCAAAUCUCGUCGGACUCUUUCAUGGACUAUGAACUGGUCUCCGACUUUUUCCUCACAUUUCGAUCCUAUAUGUCAACUUAUCAAGUGCUUGAUCUUCUCCUCGCGAGGUUGAGGUGGGCUAUUAGUCGCUUGGAAGAGGACGGCAGGAUCAUCCGCGUACGCACAUUCGCCGCCCUUCGUCAUUGGAUUCUGAACUAUUUUAUGGAUGAUUUUUUGAUUGACCACCGCCUUCGGGUUCGUUUCUGCAACGAGGUCAACACGUUAUACAACGACGUCAAGGCAAAUCCCGAGAAUGGGUUUAGCGACCUCAAACUCUUGCGCGACUUAAAGCGGUGCUGGAACGGUCGCUGCUCAUUAUGCUGGGGCCCUGAGAACUUUGAUCUGGACGGCGAACAGGAGGAAGACAUUCGGCCUGGAGGACUGGCCGAGACUGACCGUACACCAAGGCCGCGGCUCGGCGUUCAGCCUGCCCAGGCACAUCAUGAUCCCGCUCAAGCUCCAGUCCUGCGAGGGCCACAACAGAGUUGGUUCGAAGCAGAUCCUGUUAUCAGACCAAGCCACGAUCGUCAAGUUUCAGAAAAUUCUGGUCUCCUCAGCGAUGGCAGCGUCCAAGCAACUUCUUGCUUUGUUCCUAAGCACCUUCUGCGACCUGGUGGUAGUGGGGGUGAAAGCCAUUCCAAAGCUCCUCAUCCUGUUUCCGUUCAAUUGAGGCGAAAGAAUGCGCCUGCGAACCUGCAAGUGGUCACUCAGCCCACACCGGCCCAAAAGGUCAUCGGCCACAGGAGAGGAGCAAGCUCUAUUGACAGCAAUAGAGAGCCCACCCCUCGCAAAGUAGCUCCUGAGCCUUCCGCCCGGGCUGUGGAAGACGGAAGUAUCAUCCGAGGACUUCUUUACAGUCCAAGCACCCCUUUCGUCCAGAUUGUAUCUUCCCACUCCACUCAGUCGCUUGACAGACACGAAAUGGGGGCCUCACGGGGAGGACCUAGAAGGGAGCAUGGUACACAAUCAGCGACUCCACCUGUUGCGAGGAACAUCUUUGGUUCUUUGCGAAAAGUCCUCGGAAGUAAACAUGGUCAUAUCGACAUGACCCUUCUCACUGUUUCUCAGCCUGCUCAAGAUGUGCCGAUUCGAGGCCAAACAGCACAUUUACCUCUCAAUGUGUCCAAAUCUCAUGACGAGCUACGUAACAAGCCGGGAGCAGGUAUGCCCAGAAAGGGCGAAAUGCGCAUUGAUCUCCUCUCGGCUGCGGCAUGCCAGAACUACGAGACUAGGUUUCCUUCGAAACAUCGAAUCAGUUACGCGCCCUUCUUUGCGACCAACCGUCCUCUUCAACCAACCACAUCUACUGGAGACGAGAAUGAGCCACAGCGUAUGCCAAGUCAUGCUACUCGUCAAAGUGGCUCCAUUUUGAUAGUUGACGAUACGCGCCCAGAUUUUCCUUCCAUGUCUGGCGCGCUCCCACCGCCAGACAAUGACUUUGACUAUGGGGAAGCCGGUCCGUUGCCGUUGCUUAGCGUUCAUGAUGCUACACUGCUGGAUGAUCGAAAGGCAAGCUUUGACGCAGUUGCGACGCAAAGGAGCUCGAACGUUCUUCCGCAUGAUAUAGAUCUCCCACCAGCACAAGAGAGGGGUGGCAGUUUGGAGGAGGUCACAACAGACCCAACUGAGCCGGAUAACAUGCUCGAGGCCUGGCCCGAGGCUCCCAGUACGAUCAAGAGAGCACAUUCUCCUACAACGGCCAGUUCCAGAACUGUUCGGGAAGACAUCAAGCCAGUAGAUCCUCCUGUGGAUGGUGAUCUUGACAUCGAGCCUGAAGAGGCUUCCGUCUCAGAAAGCAUGCAGGACGGAGAUGUCGAUGUCCGUCAAUCGGAAUCGGAGGUCAGAUUACCACCACAGACUCUUAGACGGAGGCCAGGAGGAGACUUGCGUCGGGUCGAAAAUGUGCAAGAAUUGGACCAUACAUUUCACCAUGCUUCGAUGGAUACCGCCAGCGCAAUAUCUGAAUCACCUCACGAAUCGUUACUUAUCAUGAAAACAGACACUGUGCGGCGCAUUCCUUCGCCAGAGGGCCCUCCACCUAAUAAACCUAUCUCUCUGAUCAAUACACAUUCCUCACAACACCUCCGGCCUUCUUUCGAGGCAGCUGUUGCUGGUUUCUCUGCCAUUCCCGACGACGAAGAUGGCGGACUCGAGGCAACCUUAAUGAAGCUUGAGGGCCGUUAUGAGAAGAGGUCACCACCCAUGGAACAGCAUCCGCUGGAUACUGCCGCGCGGCGGCGAUCACUUCCAGAGCUGAGUCGAAUGUCUCACCCAGAACCUGGCCAUUCCGUAGGGGCAACCGACCAUUCAGUGCCGGCUCCUCCUCUAUCCGAGAACGUCCGCACAACAGUCGACGAAGUUGCCUCGGAGCAGUCGGCUGACGAACCCCUCACACCAGAGCCCUUGGUGGUGGAAGCAAAGCCAAGGUCCUCUCGUCGCUCCUCGAUCUACGGACUUCCGACCGAAAGUGUAGCCGAUUCUGAUGAGUCUUAUGGAUCUCUGCCAUUGUUGAAACGUGAAGCUGGCCAUGAGAGUACUGCUGAACCUUUGCCUGUCAAACCAGCCACAGACUUGCCUAUGGUUGCCCCGGGUUACUUUCCGCAAGAUCCUCCGCAGUUAUUUCACCUCCCCAAAGGACCUCCGCCGAGCGGAAACAAGCACAGAGCCAGCAUUCCACGACCCGAGACUGCCAAUGACAGUGCGCGAUCCUUCCUUCUGGACGAAGAUGAGAAUCUUUCGGACCUAUCCUCGGAGAUUUCUGUGGACAUCAUCAAUUAUUCAGAGGUUGCGGGUCGCUCUAUUUCGCCCAUGCUUGCUGCCCCGGGAACGGCUAUUUCGGGAUUGGAGAUCCCAGCACACCCGUUGACCUAUGCAUCGGUGGUGAAUUUGCGUAUUCCUACUCCACCGGAACGAGCCUCUGAUCCUCUCCCACAGGUCAAGACAGCACAAGCCAAUAAGCCUCCGCACAACGAUCAGCCAGCGCGCAAACAGCAAGACCCAUCAUCCACUCAGCCGCUAGCACGUCUGCCAGCCGGUCCGGCGCAUAUGCCCUUUGUUCUCGCUUGUGAUUCACAGGUUCUUGCCCAACAAAUGACACUCGUGGAAAAGUCUGCGUUAUCUGAAGUGGAGUGGUCAGACCUGGUCGAAAUGCGGUGGGAUAACAAGAACGCUGAAGUUCUGGAUUGGGUCGAGUGCGUGUCAAGUGGGAACGUUCGAGGAAUCGAUCUCGUCAGCACACGCUUCAACUUGGUUGUCAAAUGGGCGUUGUCUGAAAUUGUUUUGACGCAGGACAUUCAUGAAAGAGCUCGAGUCAUCACCAAAUAUAUUCAUGUCGGUGCACAUGCUCGCCGAUUGCACAACUACGCGACAAUGCUACAACUCACGCUUGCGCUCACCUCCACCGACUGUGCGCGACUCGUGAAGACUUGGGAGCUGGUGUCAAACCCGGACAAGGCGCUGUUGAAGAACAUGGAAGCACUCGCGCAACCUUUGCGCAACUUCCACGAUCUUAGAGCGGAAAUGGAAUCGUCGGAUCUGAGCGGCGGCUGUAUUCCUUUUCUAGGAUUGUAUAUUCGUGACUUGACAUAUAAUGCACAGAAGCCCUCCCAUGUUGCAGGCGCUCGCGGGACCGAGUCGCUCGUCAACUUCGAACGUUACAGGAGCACGGCUAUUAUUGUCAAGGGGCUUUUACGGCUAAUUGACGCCAGUUCAAGGUACAACUUCGAACCGCUCCCGGGAAUAAUCGAGCGGUGUCUCUGGUUGGCCGCCCUUGGCGAUGAUCGAAUACGAAGCGCAAGCAAGACAUUGGAAAACUAA
Messenger RNA from Fonsecaea multimorphosa CBS 102226, 5043 nucleotides. RefSeq lists its product as uncharacterized. Gene Ontology annotation, molecular function: guanyl-nucleotide exchange factor activity. The transcript has 2 exons. Bases 1 to 5043 code for a protein of 1680 amino acids. The record is from RefSeq and is a predicted model, not a curated record. Lineage: Eukaryota; Fungi; Ascomycota; Eurotiomycetes; Chaetothyriales; Herpotrichiellaceae. Gene Ontology annotation, cellular component: plasma membrane. Gene Ontology annotation, biological process: Ras protein signal transduction; positive regulation of GTPase activity.